This is a messenger RNA of Miscanthus lutarioriparius, 510 nucleotides long. Lineage: Eukaryota; Viridiplantae; Streptophyta; Magnoliopsida; Poales; Poaceae. The record is from the annotation of a GenBank genome assembly.
AUGAUGCCGCAGCUGCGUAGCCUCGUCGCGCUGCUCCUAGUAGCCACGGCCGUAGCCACCGUCGUGGCCGUCGCCGCAGCCGGUGGCGGGUUUGUCGUCACCGGCCGCAUCUACUGCGACAACUGCCGCGCCGGGUUCGAGACCAACAUCUCCCACGCCAUCCAAGGCGCGACGGUGGAGAUGGAGUGCCGUCACUUCGAGUCGCAGCAGGUUCACGACAAGGCACAGGCGACGACGGACGCCGGCGGGUGGUACAAGAUGGAGAUCGGCGGCGACCACCAGGACGAGAUCUGCGACGUGAGGCUGCUCAAGAGCCCCGAGGCGGACUGCGCCGAGAUCGAGCUCUCCCGCGACCGCUGCCGCGUCCCACUCACCGGAAACGACGGUAUCAAGCAGAGCGGCGUCCGAUACGCCAACCCCAUCGCCUUCUUCCGCAAGGAGCCCCUCCCCAACUGCGGCGAGCUCCUCCGCGCUUACGACCUCUAUAACGAGACGUCUGAGAAUUCCUAA